Teleopsis dalmanni is the source of this 1808-nucleotide messenger RNA. RefSeq names its product dual specificity mitogen-activated protein kinase kinase 3 (gene lic). The coding region runs from base 452 to 1444 and encodes 330 amino acids. The transcript is spliced from 5 exons. Gene Ontology annotation, molecular function: ATP binding; MAP kinase kinase activity. Gene Ontology annotation, biological process: stress-activated MAPK cascade; protein phosphorylation. The record is from RefSeq and is a predicted model, not a curated record. Lineage: Eukaryota; Metazoa; Arthropoda; Insecta; Diptera; Diopsidae.
ACGAACGAGCCGAUUAAACGAAACACGAAAAGAUUAUCUUGUCAGAACUAUAAUUUUACAAAAACGGGUUUAAAAUUUCGUGAAUUGGAUUUAUUUGUUUAAAAAUUUCAUCCAAAAACAGUAUUUAGAAUAGAACGAAUAACAAUUAAUACAAAGAAAAAUUCAAUUAAUAUGUAUAUGUAAUCGUAAUAUAAAUAAGGGCAAAAAACAUAAUUACGCUCGACAAGAUACAAAUUGUGCCCACUCGAAAUAUAUCGAAAACUCCUAAUUAGGAAAUAUUUAAAAAAUUGAAACAACAAUUUAGCUAAAAGGCGCCUAACAUUUUAAUUUGAAUAGCAAUUUGUUUUUAUAGUAAGAAAUAAACAUAAAAUCGACUUUUUUACUGCCUUUAAAGUUGAAUUAUAUAUAUAUAUAUUAUAAACACUCGCACAUAUUUACAUACAUACAUACAAUGUCCGGCCGAAGACCAGAAUUGCGUAUGAACAUAAAAAAAGAUCCUGAACCAGAAAUCAUUCCACCGAGGAAUUUGGAUUCUAGUACAACGAUUCAGAUUGGUGAACGUACAUUUCAAAUAGAUGCAGAUAGUUUAGAAAAAAUAUGUGAUUUAGGACGAGGUGCUUAUGGAAUCGUUGAAAAAAUGCGUCAUGAACAGACAGGAACUGUAAUGGCAGUUAAACGAAUAACUGCAACAGUAAAUCGAAGAGAACAACAACGUUUAUUAAUGGAUUUAGAUAUCUCAAUGAGAUCUAGUGACUGUCCGUAUACAGUACAUUUUUAUGGAGCACUUUUUCGUGAAGGAGAUGUUUGGAUAUGUAUGGAAGUUAUGGAUACCAGUUUAGAUAAAUUCUAUCCAAAAGUAUUUAAACAUAAUUUAGUUAUGGAAGAAACAGUACUUGGCAAGAUUGCCAUGUCUGUGGUAAAUGCAUUACAUUACUUACAUGCACAAUUAAAAGUAAUCCAUCGAGAUGUGAAACCAUCGAAUAUAUUAAUUAAUCGCAGUGGUGAAGUAAAAAUGUGUGAUUUUGGAAUUUCAGGUUAUUUAGUUGAUUCUGUUGCCAAAACGAUAGAUGCAGGUUGUAAACCAUAUAUGGCACCAGAACGUAUAGAUCCAUCCGGUACACAGUAUGGGCAUUAUGAUAUAAGAUCAGAUGUUUGGUCAUUUGGAAUUAGUAUGUUUGAAAUGGCUACUGGAAAAUUUCCGUACCAAACUUGGGCGACACCCUUUGAACAAUUAGCACAGGUUGUUAGAGAUGAACCGCCACGUCUUAAGUCUGGUGAUUUUUCUCCUGAAUUUGAGGAUUUCAUAAUAAAAUGUCUACAGAAGGAUUACACAGCAAGACUUAAUUAUGAACAAUUACUUCAACAUGCAUUUCUUGUUGAGCACAUCAAACGUAAUACGGAUAUAUCUGAAUUUGUAUCUACAAUUUUAGAUUUGAAGGAUUAAAUUUAAUCAGAAACUGUCUUCAAUAUUGCACAUUUAAUUUCUAAUAGAGAAAAACAAAUGCCUUAGUAUAUAAACAACCGAACAUGUCUCAUGUUAUGUGUUUUAAAAUAAAUUGCAUGCUAUACAUAAUAAGAUUUAACUGUUAUUUACGAAAUUGAUGAACUGUUGCCUUUAAUUCUGUUUAAUCUGUGAAACGAAUUGUAAAAACGGAAGUAAAUUUAUAAUAAUUUAUGGAAUAUAAAAAUGUGCGUUAUUUUGUGUAUUCUUUAAAAGAAGUAAAAUUAAAAAUUAAUAUAUAAAUAUAUAUAAUACACAUGUAUAAAUAUAUAUAUAUAUUUAUAAAUACGUAAAAGAAAAGCAUACG